AUGUUUCGUAGAACAGCAUUAAGAUUUCAAAAGACUGCAUCAGCAGCAUUGAAGAGAAAUUACACUAGUGAAGCACCUAGUUCCUCUGCUCACAAGCUGGCCGAAGAAGCUUUAGCCCAAAAGACAGGCGCUGCUACCAAGAGCAGAGCUACACUUCCCAAGGGUGACAAGAAGCCUACCAAAGCCAAGGGAGAAAAGGACAACAACUACAAGGAGAUUGCUUUAACGGCUGGUGCAAUCACCGGUCUUGGUCUCGGUGGUUUGUUCUACUACGGUCGUCCCUUUGAGGAUGGUAGACCCGACAAGUACGUCGAGGAAAAUGCUCUUUCUGCUGCCUACAAGCGUUGUGUUGAUCGUUUCAAUGAAUUUCAACAGGGAAUGAAUGAGCCAAUGUGGGAUAAGCUUCUUCCUGAGCCUUUGCCCGAGCCCUAUCGUCGUGCCUACACUUUGGUCAUCAAUUUGGAUGAGACGUUGGUCUACUCCACUUGGGAUAAAGAACACGGUUGGCGUCAUGCAAAGAGACCUGGCGUCGAUUAUUUCCUCUCAUACCUCUCGCAAUUUUAUGAAAUCGUCAUCUUCACCUCCCAGUCAUCCAUGAACGCCAUGCCACUGUUAGAUAAGCUUGAUCCUUACCAAUACGCCAUGUACAGACUCUACCGCGAAGCGACUCGUUAUGUUGAUGGAAAAUACGUCAAGGAUUUGUCACAUUUGAACCGUGAUUUGAGCAAGGUGAUCAUCAUGGACUCCAACCCUGAUUCGUUCAGCUUGCAACCAGAGAAUGGCAUUGCAUUGAAGCCUUGGAAGGGAGAAGUCAAAGAUCAAGGUCUUUUGGAAUAUAUUCCAUUCUUGGAAGCUGUUGCUUUGACCACUCCUGAGGAUAUCCGACCUGUAUUGAAGAGUUUUGAAGGACAAUAUAUUCCUAUUGAAUGGGCCAAGCGUGAGCAAGAAAUGAACAAGAUGCAUAGAUUACAGUGGGAACAGGAGCAAGCCAAGAAAAAGACAUCUCGUAAUCUAGGAUCUCUUUUGGGCGGUGGAGGAUCUGCUGCUGCUCAAGUGGAGGGGCCACCACCUACCUAUUUAGAACAAAUGAGAAAGCAUGUCAGAGAGACAUUUGCAUCUGAAUUUGAGCAGCAAAAGAAGAGCCAAGAGGCGGCCAUGGCACAGGACAUGGAGCGACAGAUGGAGAUGAUGAAGGAGAUGAAGAUGUCUGUUUGGGAUUUGAUGACACAAGCAGCCUCUGGCCAGCCUUUAGCACCUCCUCCACCUCCAUCUGCUGAGGAGCAAAAGUAG
Molecule: messenger RNA, 1290 nt
Organism: Mucor velutinosus
Lineage: Eukaryota; Fungi; Mucoromycota; Mucoromycetes; Mucorales; Mucoraceae
Exons: 6
Coding region: 1-1290 (429 amino acids)
Biological process (GO): protein import into mitochondrial matrix
Cellular component (GO): TIM23 mitochondrial import inner membrane translocase complex
Source: RefSeq, a predicted model, not a curated record